Salmo salar (Atlantic salmon) is the source of this 5116-nucleotide messenger RNA. RefSeq lists its product as uncharacterized. NCBI's taxonomy places the organism in Eukaryota, Metazoa, Chordata, Actinopteri, Salmoniformes, Salmonidae. Gene Ontology annotation, cellular component: plasma membrane. Gene Ontology annotation, biological process: cell surface receptor signaling pathway; adenylate cyclase-activating G protein-coupled receptor signaling pathway. The record is from RefSeq and is a predicted model, not a curated record. Gene Ontology annotation, molecular function: G protein-coupled receptor activity.
AUUCAACAAAGACUAUUAUCCCAGGAGGUCAACCUUUUCUCUUAAGCUUCCAUUUGGUGUUAUAGACAUGUAAGAGACAGUUUAUUCAACUCUCAUUUGCUUGUUUUAUCUGGUGAAGGACAUUGCUUUUUGCACUGGGGGAUGACACAGACUGGUGAUGGAUUCUGCCAGGAGGCCCUGUUUCAUAACCGUGUGUUUGUGGGUACUGGCAACCACCUGUCUUCCAUGUUCUGGCUCCCCGAGCCCCAGCCUGUGGGGAAAGAAGGCGGUGUUCUUGGGCCGUCCAUGUAUGUGGCAGCUGGGUAAGGAGUGUGUAAUGCCCCCCCUGGAAGAGCUCAGUGUGUGUGUGCACCUGUGCCGGAAGAUCGCAACGCCUGAGUGGACCGGCUUUGUGUACAAGGCGCCUGGCGCAAGGCAGGUAGAGCUGGGUCUUGCAGGCCGGGGAGGGCUCCUGGUGGCAUGGCUGUUUGGGCAGGAGUGGUCGGUACCAGAGGACCUGCCCCUGGAACACUGGCAAAACGUCUGCCUCACCUGGUCCAGCAACUCAGAGAGGCUCAGGCUCUACAUCAAUGGGAGCAGUCGCCUGGACGCCCACGUUAACGCCAGCCUGUCCCGGCGACUGGCCCACAAUGGCACCCUGACCCUGGGGGUGUCCCAUAACAUAGUAGAUGGGGUGAUGGAGUUUGAGGAUGGGAAGAACUUUCUGGGGGACAUCAGCCUGUUCAGGAUGUGGGGGCGGGAGCAGAUGGCUGAGGAGGUGAGGGCCCAUAGCUGUGCUGAUGGGAACGUGGUGAGCUGGGACACCCGCGACUGGGACUACCAGAGAUGCCUACCUGAAGAUGACACUAGCCUCCAGUGUGCAUGGUCAAUGUUCAAAAUUAAAAUGAGGGCCGUCAUAGCACAACGGCACCCUCUUGACAAGCCUGUCAAUUCCCCAGAGGACAUCAUACACAAAUGGCUGGGGACCAUAUUUCCUGGGAACAUUUCUGUGCGUGACAUCUUUGUGUCAUCUCCAAGCCAGAUCUGUCAAGUGGGCUAUAAUCCUAGUGUGCGAGACACAGAGAAAGCUCAGGAAUCAAGAAAAAUGGAGUUCAACUCAACUUCUGACAAGUGUGUCAGCUGUCUGGUCUAUGUGAGUGUUAGUCCUGAGACUGAUGUUGGAGUUGCCCAGAAUGAGAUCUUUGGAAAGCUGAGUCUAGCCUUCACCUCUGGUCAAGUCACCAUAAUUGCAGACCCCAGCAGACUCAGUGUACGCCCCAUAGGGGCUUUCCCCAACGUAACAGCUUCUCCUCCCACUGACACCAACACCACUGCUGGCUCACCAACCAGAACCACUGCUGGCUCACCAACCAGCACCACUGCUGGCGCACCAACCAGCACCACUGCUGACGCACCAACCAGCACCACUGCUGGCUCACCAACCAGAACCACUGCUGGCUCAUCAACCAGAACUACUACUGGCUCACCAACCAGCACCACUGCUGGCUCACCAACCAGCACCACUGCUGGCUCACCAACCAGAGCCACUGCUGGCUCAUCAACCAGAACUACUACUGGCUCAUCAACUAGAACUACUACUGGCUCACCAACCAGCACCACUGCUGGUUCACCAACCAGAACCACUGCUGGCUCACCAACCAGAACCACUGCUGGCCCACCAACCAGAACCACUGCUGGCUCACCAACCAGCACCACUGCUGGCUCACCAACCAGCACCACUGCUGGCUCACCAAAUAGAACCACUGCUGGUUCACCAACCAGAACUACUACUGGCUCACCAACCAGAACCACUGCUGGCUCACCAACCAGCACCACUGCUGGCUCACCAACCAGAACCACUGCUGGUUCACCAACCAGAACCACUGCUGGCUCACCAACCAGAACCACUACUGGCUCACCAACCAGAACCACUGCUGGCUCACCAACUAGCACCACUGCUGGCUCACCAACCAGCACCACUGCUGGCGCACCAACCAGCACCACUGCUGGCUCACCAACCAGAACUACUACUGGCUCACCAACCAGAACCACUGCAUCAGAGACACAGCAACCAUCCAUUGGAGUGCCUGCAAAUCCCACGGGCCUGUCUACAACCAGAGAAUCUUUAGACUUCAGCUCAAUAAAACCAGGCAUUACAUCCACCUUCUACAGAGUUAAUAUGAAACUGAAUAUGACAACUACUGUAACUGCCAACGACCCAGGGGAGACCAUUCAGCAGUGGGUUCAGAGAAAGCUUGGGCAAGUCAAGAUGAACGUAUUUAACAUCAAUAUUUUAACCUCGACUUAUAAAGUCAACGAUCAUAAAAAGAUUCAAGAACUGGAGAUGACUGCUGAGCUGAGACAUGAGAAAAGGUUUAGAUGUACCUUCCAGGUUGAGGAUGCUGAUGCACGUAACGUCACGACCACUCAAACACUCAUCACUGACCUUCUGUCCGGGAACCAUGUUGAUGAAGAGAUCCAGGUUGACCGCAGAGAUGUCCACGUUUCACAUAUAGAUCCUGGGAGCUGUCCUAAGGACACCCACGAGAGUUUCUGGGGCGUGUAUAAAUGGCCAAUCACAGAGGUCCAGAUGACAAAAACUAUGAUCUGUGAGAAGAACCGUGGAUCAAGGGCUUCCAGGAAAUGUGAGUUAGAUGGAGUGACUGAGAAAGCCAAAUGGGCUAAGCCAAACCUGAAGGCAUGCAAGCCGGUAAUCACCAUCUCUGAUCUGGAUAAAGUCACCGUCACAGCAAACAACUCAGCAGAUGUGGUGGACAUGAUUGAGAACCUCCUGGGUGACGAGGGGGACCUGAGUGACUCCCAGCUGGCCACCGUGGUCCAGAAGCUGGAUGAGGUUCUGUGGGUCAGCACGGUGACCACUCAGCUCGGCGGGGAUAUUGUCAACAUCAUCGCUAAAAUCCUGGUGUCCAAUUCUGACCUGUCAGCAGUCGCCAACGAAAUACUGGGUAUCACAGACAGCAUUGGGGACCAGAUGUAUUUCCCUGAGGAGUCACUAAAUGUGACCGUCCCUUCCCUGGCCCUUUCCAUGAUCAACGUAGAUCCCGAACAGUUUCAGGGCCUCACGUUUGGUGUCUCCUCGUUUUUGACGGGCCUUGUUCCAGAGAUCUUUGUCAACCAGGCAUUCUUGAGUCGGCCUUGUGAUGGCACAGUCGCGUCCAUCUCCCUUCCGCAGUCCCUUCACAACUUCUUCUCCCAGGGAAACAAAAACAAGAGAGUUCAGUUCCACUUCUAUGGCAUACAGGAGCUUUUCAAGGACCCAGCAACCAACUGGACGCUGAAUAGUUAUGUGGUGUCUGCCAGUGUCAACAACAGCAAUGUCAGCAACCUUAGGGAUCCCGUGGUGGUGACACUUCGUCACCUCAAGCCUAAAGAGAAAAACGACAAGGUGGAGUGUGUGUACUGGGACUUCCAGAAGAACAAUGGGAGCGGUGGAUGGGACAGCAACGGGUGUGAGACACUUCCAAGUAUCUCCGCUUAUCAGACCACCUGCCAAUGCUACCACCUGACCCAUUUCGGCGUGCUCCUGGAUGUGUCCAGGACUCCUAUCAAUGAGGCUGACCAGGAGAUCCUGACGGUCAUCUCUUACCUGGGCUGUGGUGUGUCCUCCAUUUUCCUGGGCAUCAGCCUGCUCACCUACGUGGUCUUUGAGAAGCUGCGUAGCGACUACCCAUCUAAGAUCCUCAUCAACCUUUCUGUGGCUCUGCUGGGCCUGAACCUAGUCUUCCUGCUGGACUCCUGGCUGUCCUCCUUCGGCAGCUACGGUCUCUGCAUCAGCACGGCAGCCACGCUGCACUACUUCCUGUUAGCCUCAUUCACCUGGAUGGGCCUGGAGGCCGUCCACAUGUACUUCGCUCUGGUCAAGGUCUUCAACGUCUAUGUCCCCCUCUACAUCCACAAGUUCUGCGCCCUCGGCUGGGGCAUUCCUCUGGUGAUUGUCAGCCUGGUCCUGGCCAUAGAGAAGGAUGCCUAUGGCAGUGUUCUAUCUGAGGCCUCCCUUGACUCUCUACAGGGCCCUGAGCCAUUCUGUUGGAUACAGAGUUAUGUUUUCUUCUACAUCACGGUCGUGUCGUUCGUGCUGCUGGUCCUGGUUUUUAACGUGGUCGUGUUCAUUGUGGUUCUGGUCCAAAUCCGCCACAUGCAGACCAAUAAGCCUGCAGCAACAGGAAACAAGCGCUGUGCCAUGCAUGAUUUGAGAGCGGUGGCCAGUCUCACCAUCCUGUUGGGUCUCACCUGGCCAAUAGCCUUCUUUACCUGGGGACCAGCCAGGGUCCCUAUGCUCUACCUCUUCUCUGUCCUCAACAGUCUGCAAGGGUUCUUUAUCUUUGUCUUCUACUGCCUGAUGAAAGAGAAUGUGAGGAAGCAGUGGAGGAUCCAUUUGUGCUGUGGCCGAUUCAGGCUCAAUGACUACUCAGAUUGGAGCCGCUCCAUGACGAUGGGCAGCAAGGCCAAGCAGAACCAGCUGGUGCACCGCUCUCCAUCUGUCAAGUCUGUCAACACCUCCUCUAGGAAGAUCUCUGAUGACUCCACUACAGCUAGCUGUAGCUCUGGCACACCCUACCAACAGGGGGCCGAGUCUACUGUAGCUCAACCAUGGGGCCUAGUCUAGCUCCACCAGGGAGCCUAGCUCCACCAGGGGGCCUAGCCUAGCUCCACCAGGAUGCCUAGUCUAGCUCCACCAGGGGACCUAGCCUAGCUCCACUAGGUGGACUAGCAUGGCUCACAGCACAGGGACACUGACAUUUACACAACAUGUGCUAUAACAUCCUUCACCUGAAACAAUGGGAAAAGAUUGAGCUCAGGACAUCAUAGCAGACACCCGAGUUCAGUCCAUUCUGAAUUGUACUGUCGUAUGUCUCUCUGCAGUGCGGGUCUCAACUUCCCCAGGAGAUAAACAGAAUCUAGGUGUAAGUGUUAGCCUGUUCUGUGCAUUAAAGGACACAAACUCUAUGAAUGAUGUGUAUUGUAAGUGGACUAUUGUUGUAGUAAAUGAUCAAUAUGUUGGUACCUUGUGCAUUCUGUUUGGUAAAUUGCAUUUCUCUUCUCCAUAAUGUGUUUCUGUUUAUCUUUUCAUAAUGUUAAAUUAAAAAGGUUUGCAAAUAAAGAAGAGGAAUGAAAA